This is a messenger RNA of Notolabrus celidotus (New Zealand spotty), 1398 nucleotides long. Its product is annotated as elongin-B-like. Gene Ontology annotation, cellular component: VCB complex; elongin complex. The coding region runs from base 131 to 502 and encodes 123 amino acids. The record is from RefSeq and is a predicted model, not a curated record. The transcript is spliced from 4 exons. Gene Ontology annotation, molecular function: protein binding. NCBI's taxonomy places the organism in Eukaryota, Metazoa, Chordata, Actinopteri, Labriformes, Labridae. Gene Ontology annotation, biological process: transcription elongation by RNA polymerase II.
UUGCGUAGCUGCGUUUCAUGAAUGCGGAAUGCUGAUCCGUAUUGCGCAAUCUCCGUAAGCGGUGCAGUCUGGGGUUCUGCUGCACACAACACAGGGCUGGCGCAACUGGCUAGCUAGCUGACCACUUGAAAUGGACGUGUUCUUAAUGAUCCGGCGUCACAAGACCACAAUCUUCACAGACGCCAAGGAGUCCACCACGGUCUAUGAGCUGAAGCGCAUUGUUGAAGGAAUUCUGAAGAGAACACCUGAAGACCAGAGGCUCUACAAAUUUGAUUCACAGGAUGACCAGUUGCUAGAGGACAGCAAAACUCUUGGUGAUUGUGGAUUCACCAACCAGACUGCCAGACCUCAGGCCCCAGCUACAGUCGGUCUGGCUUUCCGUGUAAAUGACGAGAUGUUCGAACAGCUGCACAUCGAGGCCUUCUCCAGCCCCCCAGAACUCCCUGAUGUGAUGAAGCCUCAGGACUCGGGUAGCACCGCCAACGAGCAGGCUGUGCAGUGAUGAGGGGUGGAGAAGAAACGAGUAAUGGAAUGGGGGAUGGACGUGGGUGUGUGUGUGGAUUCACUGCGGUGGAGAAGUAGCGGGGUAGGAGGGUGUGUAAUAUAAUUUAAGUUGACGGAUGGGGACGUUAUCGGUAACCAAACCUUCAUGCUAUGAUCCCAGCAUCACAACCCCUCCCCCGACUAGCUUCACAAAUCAUUUUUAACUCCUUUUGAUUUCCACAUCACAUCCGGUUCUGCUCCUUGACUUUGCUCUUAAGCACCAACCUGCUCAAAGAUUUGGAGUGAUGAAGUUGGUUUCGGAAAGAAUGGUUGUCCGUGUGUGUGCGUGUGUGAGUUAUUAUAAUUAUUAUCGUUAAUAUUUUGGAAAAAGGUGAAGGCGUAGCUGUGUCACAGUGCUCUAGAAGUAACACAUGUAGGUUAAGGAGUCCAGUGUCUUGAUGGGCAAACUGCAUGAACAAGUUCAAAACUAAAGGCUUUAUUUUCACACCAACAGAUAAAUAUUCAGCUUUUAAGUUUCCUUGGUCUGAUUCUCCCAGUUUUGUUGUACAUUUCUGAUUUGAUUUCAUACCAAGAAAGGAAGUCUUUAUAAUUAUUAUGUGUACUAUUGUGUUGUCAUUUAGUUUGUCUAAGUUCUCAGUUCUUUGUUGUAUGUUUCAUGCACUGAGACCAAAGGCAGGCACCUCUUUGACAACAGAGGGACUUUUUUUUUGGUCAGAGAACAUUUUGUAUGUGACUUACAGUAAACACAGGAGGAGAGUUUUCUCAUGUUACAACUUCCUUUGAAAAAUUUACCACAUGUCACCAACAUAAAUGUGGCACCUUCCCCUAAUCACGCAAACAUAGCCUGUAACUGUGAGCUUGCUUAUUAAAAAGUUUUUCCUGUUUUGUUUUUUA